UUUCUUUCUUUUUAUUGCCUCUGGAGAAGCAAUGAGAACCAAAAGUGACUUUUAAAUGUUCACGGAUUGUAUUCAAGAGUGAAUAUCUCCUUAGCGGACUGUACAAGAUGGGUGGAUUUGAAACGCUACGGGAGUUCAGUCUUUUUAGAUGCUUGAGGGAAGGGAGGCAGUCCAGGAAGCUAAUUCUUCUGAUCGUUUUCAUUGCUUUGCUUCUGGAUAACAUGCUACUCACCGUAGUCGUGCCCAUAAUUCCAAGCUACAUUUAUACUACGGAACACAAAGCCCCCCCUGUAAGGAACCAGACUGCUUCUCCUCUGACCCCAGGAGCCCCAAGUAACUUUCACACUAUCUUCUCCUACUAUGACAACUCCACAAGGUUGACUGAGAAUGGCUCUGAAGUAACCACACAAAGGCCAGGGGCUUAUACAUACCCCACAACUGAAAGCCUAGGUGGCAACACCACAAAGCCAGAGUCUGACUGCCCCAAAAAAGACAAGGAUCUUCUCAAUGAAAAUGUGCAAGUUGGUUUGCUUUUUGCCUCCAAAGCCACAGUGCAGCUGAUGACUAAUCCCUUCAUUGGACCACUUACAAACAGAAUAGGAUAUCAGAUUCCAAUGUUUGCUGGGUUCUGCAUCAUGUUCAUUUCCACUAUCAUGUUUGCUUUCUCAAAGAGCUACACCUUGCUGUUUUUGGCAAGAUCUCUACAAGGAAUUGGAUCUUCUUGUUCUUCUGUUGCUGGAAUGGGGAUGCUUGCUAGUGUCUACACUGAUGAUGAAGAGCGAGGCAAUGCCAUGGGGAUUGCACUAGGAGGUUUGGCCAUGGGAGUGCUAGUUGGCCCUCCAUUUGGCAGUGUGAUGUAUGAGUUUGUGGGGAAGACUGCACCUUUCCUGAUCUUAGCUGUACUGACUUUGCUAGAUGGAGCUCUCCAGCUUUUUGUUCUCCAGCCCUCCAAAGCAGAGCCAGAAAGUCAGAAGGGGACCCCGCUACUGAAACUCUUGAAGGAUCCCUACAUUCUGAUUGCUGCAGGGUCCAUCUGUUUUGCAAAUAUGGCCAUUGCUAUGCUGGAGCCUGCGUUACCAAUUUGGAUGAUGGAGACGAUGUGCUCAAGGAAGUGGCAGCUAGGCGUCGCUUUCCUACCAGCUAGCAUCUCCUAUCUUAUUGGAACCAACAUCUUUGGUAUACUUGCGCACAAAAUGGGCAGAUGGCUGUGUUCUCUCAUUGGAAUGCUACUUGUGGGGAUAAGUAUCUUAUGUGUACCGUUUGCCAAAAACAUUUAUGGAUUGAUUGUACCUAAUUUUGGAGUUGGUUUUGCAAUUGGGAUGGUUGAUUCUUCCAUGAUGCCAAUAAUGGGUUACCUCGUUGACCUCCGCCAUGUUUCUGUCUAUGGGAGUGUGUACGCAAUAGCAGAUGUGGCCUUCUGCAUGGGAUUUGCUUUAGGUCCCUCAGCGGGAGGUGCCAUUGCUAAAAGUAUCGGAUUUCCUUGGCUGAUGACCAUCAUAGGCAUUGUGGACAUUCUCUUUGCACCCCUCUGCUUCUUUCUGAGGAGUCCGCCAGCCAAAGAGGAGAAGAUGGCUAUUCUGAUGGAUCACAACUGUCCUGUGAAAACCCGAAUGUACACGACCCAGGACAGCAUGCAGCACUACCAGAUGGGUGAAGAGGAAGAGUCAGAAAGUGAUGAGUAACAACAGAUGCCAGACAUGUAUGUGACCCUUGAGAAUAUCUAUUUUGUUUUAUAAGAAAAGCAAUGUUUCCAUGUAAUCAUCCUGUUAAGAAAGUAUGUUUUAAAUGUACCAUUAUUGCAUCACUGAAGCAAACCAAAGCUGUUCUUGUUGCCCCAUCAUCACAACCCGGUUUUUAAAACAAUCUAACUGGCCUUUAGCCCCACCUAAAUGGAAACAAAGAUCAGUGGAGGUUAUACUUUCUGCAAGCAAAGUUUGUAAUUUGUUGAGAGUUUUAAAUACAAAAAUAUCAGGCUUGUGUUGAAUACUAUACAUGUUAUUUAGAAAUGUAUAAUAAUAAUUAUAUAAUUAUAAACAAAAGUUUCUGCUAUGAGUGGUGUGUCUUUGGGCUUAAAAUCCAGUGCUGCAUGCUCACAUUUACAACUAAUAUUUAGGUACUGAUCCUUUCCUAUUUAAAUAAACUACAAAGUGGGUUUGUCUAGAUUUGCUGCAUUUCAGCACCCUGUGGUUUAAAUAUCAGCCUUCUGCACAGAUGCCCGCUUCAGGCCUUGUAUGAUUGUAAGAGAUCAAACUACCAGAUAUUUCCAUUUGUGCCUGCUCCUGGCAAGCACAUAUUAAAUGUAGGUCAUGGCUGUCUCUUUGAAAAAGGCUAAGCUUCAUACAUGUAAAUAUACAAAGAUUAUAUAAAGAUAAAUUAACGAGUCACAGUGGAGUAAAAGGGGCUUUAAAAGUAUCUUGUCCUCUUGACUUGACUCAUGGAUGUAUGUUUCAGGCAUUUAUAGAAUAUGCUUCUUUCAAAUGACUUCUAUGAAGAAGAUUAGCAUAAGCGCAAUAUUACACCCUUGUAAAAUUGUUGCUGCUUAUUUUCACCACAGAGAAUCGGAGAUAAAUUGUUCAGAAAUGUUUUUUUUUGCAAAUAUUUGAAUAUGUUGAGUUUUGUUGUAGUGACAAAAAAUGAUAUAAAUGGUAAGUAGCUUUUGCUAAUAUAAAGCCAGAUAUAUCUGUUUGAAAAGGAAGAUUACUUUUUCAAACAGAUCGAUAGAAAAAUAUUCUACACAAUAGCUAGUAUAAAACCCAUAAAGUCUCUUAAUAUAGUUACAACAAGAAAACAACAACAGCUGAGAGAAGAAAAAAAAUGUACUGAAGAAUGAGAUGCAAUCUUUGAGCUUGUAUUACUCGAGUAAGAAAAUUAGAUAUGCAUGUGUAUUGCUUGUUUAAGUGAGUACAUGCUCAUUUAAUAAGGGAUUAGUGUAAUAUCUUUCAAUUUAAUUACAAUUUUAAAAUUCUGUCCUUAAGUGUCCUUUGUGACAAGAUCUGAUUUUAAAAUGGCCAUUAACAAGGCGUUUAUGGUCAUCUUGGAUUGCAUACAAAAAAGAGGGAGUUUACUGUAAUAUCUUUGGGCAGAGUAUUAAACAGGUGAAAGUGUUGUGUAGGGAUACCCUGCAAUUGGCUAGCACACUACACAGAGGAAGGACUAUCAUUUCUUUUAAUGCUACAUACACAAUUGUCAUAAGCUCUAACACUAAACUAAACAUAGACUCAAAGAGUAUUGUAACCUUGAAUAACUUCACACAAAAAAAACUUUUACAUAGGCUCAGGGAAUGCACUCUACACAACUGUUAACUCUGUCGAACUUCAGUGAAACUAUGUUAAAAUGCUAAUGUAUUAUAUAUGAUUGAUUAAACCAGAAAUGGUAACAGUUCUGGUUACAUUUUUUAACACACCCUUCAGUAAUUAAUUUUCACAACUUGUUUGUUCAUGUUCUUUUAGUGCUUAGAAAUUCUGCAUUAUAAACCUAAGAAUACUCUUGUUAAAACUGUUAAAGAAAUACCCUCCUAUUUGGGGAAGUCAUAUUUGGCAUUAAUAAACUUAACCAUUUAAAGAACAUUUUAAAUAUGCUUUGCUGGCUGUAAACUAUGUUUGCUAAAUCAAAAUAUUCCUUUAAAAGCCGCCAGGGUUUACUGUUCAUCCAGUAAUUGAUUGCUGAUUUGUAAAACAUGAAAGACAAUAGCAGUUUUGUAGCAUUGAUGCAAGCAAAGCUGUUAAAAGUAUGCAAUUCUGUAACAUUCUGUAACAUUUAUAAUCAAGUUUUUUUUAAAUGAGAAACGUGGAAAUCUUUAUGAAAUACAGGAUCAACAAAAGAUGCCCGUUACAUUUAUUGUACAAAUCAGAAUGAUGAACGACCUGCCUAAUCCUUUCAACAAACAUAGGAAAGACAUUUUGUUUUUCAUAAAGCUGAUAUCUUUACCCAUUUAAAUUAAAAUACUCUUUUAUUACUAAAUGCAAAGAAUGUGGAUAUGACAACUGACAUUUUUAACCCAAGUUAGACACAUCACUAUCAGAACAGCUGUGAAUGGACAAUCUUUUUUGUUUGAGUGUGUGAACUUUUAUGUUACCUUUUUAGCAUUCAUUGCAACACGUCAUGUGUCUUAGCUCAAACUCAAGUUUGCCUUAUAUUGAAGUUUUAGUGUCAUCUACCCUUAGCUCUUACAGUCCACCUUCGCCUUAUCUCUGUAGUCAAAAUUACAGACCUGUGUAAGAACAUUUGCUUUGAUAGAACAUUUGAUAUUGAACAUUUGAUAGUAUUUAACAGCAUUCAAUGAAUUUGGCAAAUAUACAGAUACUGGUUUAACAAGGAGUGAUGCGAUUACUAUUUUAAAUAGAAGUCUUUGUUAGUUUAAGGAAGUAUUUCAGUUUGGGGUCAAUUAUAGACUUUGGAAAGACAGUUGACAACUCAGAAACAAGGAAAAAUACUCACACUUGCUCAUCAUAAACUGGCCACCAAAAACUGGAGUAUUUUUAGUCAGAAAUGAAGGAGCAGAUUCUUUAUUUACAGUAGAAGAGAAACUGCAUAAAGGUUCUGUAAAGUUCAGUUGUUCAAACAUACUGUACUAAAGGGUGUUUUUGAAACCAAGGUCUGAGUGCAGAAAAAAAUGACCAAACAAGCACGAUCAGUCAGAGGCACCAGUGACGAGCAGAGAUUAAUGUGGCCUAGCUGGAAUGAAAACCAGUAGACACAGGGGUCCCUAAGUGGACAGAGAACCACUGAUAUACUGUAGAACACAGUGGUCCAUGAGAAAAACGUCAAGAGCUCUGCUGUAUCAGGGAUUCUUGAGGGUGUUCUGGCUGUUACGACAGGAAUGUGUAAAGCAGCUCCAUUAAGCCUCAGUACUGAUACUCAUAGAACAAGAGUCCUGGGUGUCUGCAUGGAAAUAUCACACCUGUUUUCAUUCUUGACGACUUCUGUGUUUAGAUAGUUCAAAGUAAAAGUUCAGUGCCAACAGUCUUUCUCUUUGAUGUCUGUACUGUAUUCUUGUACUACCUUUCCUCUUCAGACAUGAUCUUGACCGGGCUCAGUUUAGACAUGAGAAAAUGACAGUACAAUAAGGCGUACAUUUUUUAAAGUUGUAAUACUACAUUUACACAGAACAAUGUGAGAUGUUUCACUGUGGCCGCAUAACUAUAUUAUUCUUGCCGAAGCUGUUAUGUUCUUAUUUGCACUAAACACAAUGGAUUUAAACAAAAAAACAUUACUUAGAGUGAUUAUAUCUUGUGGAAAGUGUUCAUAUAUAUAUUUUUAGUCAAUGAUUUUUUGUAUAUAAGAAAAAAUACAUAUAUAUGUGCCUUCUCUCAACUUGUCAGCCCAUGGUGUGUUUAGUGUAGUUGAAAAUAAAACUAACCUGUACAAACCACAUCAGUAAAGGUUUAAAAAAAUCAAACAGUGGCCUUGUUCUUCAGGUGUAAUUGUGUACUAAAUGUUUGUUCUUUAUAGGGCAACCCAAUAAAUGUUUUCCGAGUCA
Messenger RNA from Lepisosteus oculatus (spotted gar), 5479 nucleotides. RefSeq names its product solute carrier family 18 member 2 (gene slc18a2). Gene Ontology annotation, molecular function: xenobiotic transmembrane transporter activity; serotonin:sodium:chloride symporter activity. Gene Ontology annotation, biological process: aminergic neurotransmitter loading into synaptic vesicle; xenobiotic transport; transmembrane transport. The record is from RefSeq and is a predicted model, not a curated record. NCBI's taxonomy places the organism in Eukaryota, Metazoa, Chordata, Actinopteri, Semionotiformes, Lepisosteidae. Gene Ontology annotation, cellular component: terminal bouton; synaptic vesicle membrane.